Messenger RNA from Pieris brassicae (large cabbage white), 2835 nucleotides. It is a transcript of the gene ich, whose product is annotated as ichor. Gene Ontology annotation, cellular component: nucleus. Gene Ontology annotation, molecular function: DNA-binding transcription factor activity, RNA polymerase II-specific; RNA polymerase II transcription regulatory region sequence-specific DNA binding. The coding region runs from base 329 to 1726 and encodes 465 amino acids. Lineage: Eukaryota; Metazoa; Arthropoda; Insecta; Lepidoptera; Pieridae. The transcript has 3 exons. Gene Ontology annotation, biological process: embryonic pattern specification; regulation of transcription by RNA polymerase II; embryonic hindgut morphogenesis. The record is from RefSeq and is a predicted model, not a curated record.
GCUUGCGCCCGCAUCCGUACCGCGUACCCAACGUAUCUAACGUAACCCAACGGAUUUGAACGGACUAAACUGGACCCAAACGGACCACGACGUGAACAGUGAACCAGUGAUCUAUCUGUGCCUGUCUUGUGUCUCCCUGGUAUUCAGCCCAGGACGCGAGUGACGCUUGUGACAGUUGACAAAGUGUAUAAUGUUUUGGAUUUGACAACAACAUUCACCGCUACCCACAAUAUCUCUGCAAUCUUACAAUCAGCGCGGCAGGGUGGCGGCAUCUAAGUAUGGUGGUGGUGGGGUCUCUGUCGGGUCUGGCGUCGCGGUAAGGCGCGGCAUGAAGUGCACCGGCGUGGCGGGCGGUGGGCCCCCCUCCAGUGAGCUUUUGCUGGGUGCCUGCUGGUUUGACCCAAAGCACGAGGCCUCUUCUCCCCCUUGCCACGAGCUUCUCGACUCUUUACUCGCUCCUCCACCCCUGGCGGAACUUAAACCACUCCCGCCCUUUACUGGCUACACUGGACACCUCUCUAUUAAUGGAAUUUCCGGUCAUCACUUUCAUGCUAUUGCUCAACGUCUUCCAGAAGAGAACAAUAAUUACCCUACUCAGAGUGGCUACGGUGAUAAUGAGGUAGUCUCGUCUUCCACUUGCGCUACUGACUCGGAACCACCCGACCUAGAGGAUGUCAAACCGUUUCCCUUAGAUGUAUCUGAUACAAAACCAUUUGCAGAAUCUUCUGGCCCAGGAGCGCCCGAUUCUUGUGCUCAAUCUUGCUCGCCGCCAGCAAAACUUUUCGAUGAUGCUCCUAAACAAGAAAUGUAUGACCUAAGUUCAAUAGAAGAUAUAGCGGCUAUCAUAGGAUCUGCUAUCGCAGACACUACUGUACCUUCCCAGCCAGAGGAUCCUGAGAGAAACGAUUCGAGAGAUAGUUGGAUGGACAUAGACAUGACAUGGAUAACUAGCGCCAGCAGUCAACAAGGGGAAAAAAUGCCAAUCACACAAGAUCUUUCAGACUUGGGUCUAUCUAUCUCUCCACCACCCACCCAAACGAAUCACCAACCUGGUUUAGAUUAUCCUAGUAAAAACCAUAAGUAUUCAAAAACCCAAGAGUUUUUUCAAAAUAAUUUUGGACAAGCUGGGUCAACGCUUCAGAAUUUACUAACUCAGGGUUAUAUGCCGUUGCUACAAAAUCGAUUACAAAAUGGUCCACCAGUCAAGCAAGAAGCACCUAGCUCGACUAGCUAUGGAAUGGAGGUGAUAUCAACAUCUUCACCUCCUGGUAAUGCUGUUUCAACGACAGAUGGAGUGGGUGGCCUGUUGAAUGGAAGAUAUGGCCCUCAUUACGGACUGAGUUUGAAACCGGAUGGUCUUUGCAGCCCUGAUAGAUUGCUGGGUUAUCCUCACGCUCACACCACAACGAUAACUACUUCUAGUAAAUCAAAACGAAGUCGAGCAAAGGCAAAACAAGGAAACAAUGGCGGAAGUUUACAUGGAAGUUCUCUGGCAUUUUCCUCGGCAACCUCUGCUGAGCUCAGCGGGCUUUUAGGAAAAGAGAAACCAGUGCAUAGGUGCGGGAUCUGCAAUAGAGGGUUCUUGAAUAAAUCUAAUAUAAAAGUGCAUCUUCGAACGCAUACUGGAGAGAAACCAUUCAGAUGCGACGUGUGCGCAAAGGCGUUUAGACAGAAGGCUCAUCUGAUAAAACACCAGCAAAUUCAUAAACGGAUCGGAAGAGACUGAGCCGAGUCUAACUGAAAAGCAUUUCGUAGGUUGUAGUUGUGUGUUUGUGAACGUGUGGUUAAAAUCUAUCUAGACUAUUGGAUAUUAACGGUCAUUCUUCUAACACAGUUAGCGAUUUAAACCCUUUAGUUAUUAUCCUCCUAAGGAAAAGUGCAAUGUUAUCUAGUUUUAAGCUCUUCAGAUUUAUAAUGUAGAUAAUAUUGUUUUUAAUUUUGUUGUGUAGUUAAGUUUACGUUCAUUGCGUGUCGUGUAUGAAAUGUAUGUUAAUCGAUUCAUUCCGAUUGAGUAAUGUAUGAACGAAGAACGGUGUCUCCUUGACUCUUCAAAUAAUUUAUAUUUUUCAUGUGUGAAUGCUUACUCCGAUUACCUACUUAUAGUCAAAUAAUAAAAGAUAUUAAUUAGCGUUAUUGUAUAUUAUAGGUACAUUGUAUAAUUUUAUAAACAAAGACAAAGCUCACGAGGCUAAACGUUUAAAACACUCACCGUUGAGUUAUAGUUUGUAUUAUCUCAUUAUUAAUUAUUGUUAACAUAUAAUUAAAAUGUAUUUCUCAGUUUUCUCAACAUUAAUUUUAGAAAAAAAAUCUUUGUCUUGACUUCAUUCAUGCAUCGCCUUCAAGUAAACAUUCCUAAUUAAUUAAAUAAUAACAAUUGAUGGCCCCGAGAUCCUUGCAGUGCGCAGGCGCAUGAGCGGAACAAUCGUGUCCGGGAAAUGAUCGAAAAACUAACUUAAUGUAAUAACAGCGAUCCGUUAUUGCGCAACACAUAACUAGGACACGGAUUAGUAGCAAACUAUUUGUAUCAAUUCAAUUUAAUUGUUACGGUACACUAUUUUUAUAGUAUUAGCCGUAAGUCUAUUUUGCUAGGAUGCCGGCUGAUUGAGAUCUUUAGGGACUGAAAUAUCAUAUAAUUCAGUUAGUUUAACUGUUUUGUCAUACAAAAUCAUUUCUUUUUCCCAUUCAUAAACAUUUAAUAUCGUAGCAGUAUUUUACAUAUUGAACUUUCAUCAACUAUUUCUUCAAAUAUUUUUAUACUUAUUAGGGCAGGGUUUUUAGUUAUAAUUAAAAUUAGCAUUUGAUUUUUUAAUUACUAAAAAUUCAGUUACAUUUGUA